Molecule: messenger RNA, 1749 nt
Organism: Metarhizium brunneum ARSEF 3297
Lineage: Eukaryota; Fungi; Ascomycota; Sordariomycetes; Hypocreales; Clavicipitaceae
Gene: corA
Product: Cobalt/magnesium transport protein CorA
Biological process (GO): metal ion transport; transmembrane transport
Cellular component (GO): plasma membrane
Molecular function (GO): magnesium ion binding; cobalt ion transmembrane transporter activity; cobalt ion binding
Source: RefSeq, a predicted model, not a curated record
AUGGCCUCUGAGAAACAACCCGACGAGCAAGCGCCCUCACCAGACCCCCCGCGACCCCAAACCUCAUCCGACCUCCACGCCGCAUACCAUCCCGGUGUCGACGCGCAGAACCUGUCGCCCCGACGCGCCGAACCUCGCAAGCGCUCAGCUCGCUCCGACACGGAAAUCUACCGCGACUCCUUCCUGUCGCCUGUGCUCGUCCGCCGCCGCAGCUCGCGCACCAACACGUUCAAGACGGUCGAUGAUUGCGACGACUUUGACACGUACGGCGCCCUGCCGGGCUGGCAGCCUGGUUCCGAGCCGGGCUACGAUCCUGAACUGCCUGAUGGCGGCCACGCGUCCAUGCCCGCGCUGAGCGCCGAGUGUGACAUUACCGUUGUCGAUUUCGCCCUGGAGCGCAUGGCCAAGCAGCAUUUCAACAACGAGUCCUUCAUCGCGUUUUUGGACAAGCCAAAGGAAGCCUGGGCCAAGUGCCGCUGGAUCAAUGUCAAUGGCUUGAGCUGGGACGUGAUUCAGGCCGUGGGCACCAACAAGGGACUGCACAAGCUCGCGCUCGAGGAUGUAAUGAAUCUGCGGAACAGAACAAAAGCCGACUGGUAUCCCAGCCAUGCCUUCAUCGUCAUGACGCUUCAGAAACUGGUCCACCUUGUUGAAGACGACGAUGGCUCAUCCACCUCGAGCAGCGCGCCGUCUCAAACCACCGCCAAGCGUUGGCUACACAGCCUCGGCCACAAGACAGCGAAGCAGGCGGAAAGAGACCCCGAGCACCACGCCCGCGAUGCCCGCGGCGGACCAGUCCUGGCCGACGGCUCAACACUGCCAGAAACAUGCAUGAUACGCUCGCUCCAGCGCUACCACGCGUCGGGAAACGAGGCCCGCACCGAAUACAUGGAGCAGCACUCCUCCCUGGCGGCCUACAACAUGGCCGUCUCCGCCGAGCAGGUCUCCAUCUUCCUCACCAACGACAACACGGUGAUAUCCUUCUUCGAGGUGUCGGCCGACGACGUGCAGCGGCCCAUCGUCACCCGCCUCUCCACGCCGGGCACCAGCCUCCGCGAGUCCUGCGACGCCUCGCUCCUCGUCCAGGCCAUCGUCGACGCCAUCAUCGACCUCGCCUUCCCCCUGACCGCCGUCUACACCGACCUCCUGGGCGACCUGGAGCUGGACGUGCUCACGGCGCCGAGCAUCAAGCAGUGCCGCCGCCUGUACAUUUGCAUCAGCGAAAUCAACAAGAUGCUGCGCUUCCUCAACCCCAUCGACAACCUCGUCAACGUCCUCCGCGACCACCGCACCCACCUGACCCAGGAGCUGGCCAGCCGGGAGCUGGAAAACCCCGCCAGCGGCGUCAUCGUCACCCCCAUGACGCACACGUACCUGGGCGACGUGCUGGACCACUGCAUCCUCAUCACGGAAGCAAUGGGCCAGCUGAAGCAGAGCUCGGAGAACCUGAUUAAUCUCAUCUUCAACACCAUCUCGGCGAACCAGAGCGCGUCCAUGCAGCAGCUGACCAUGGUGACAAUCAUCUUCCUGCCCUUGACGUUUAUCACGGGCUUCUUUGGGCAGAAUUUCGAGGGGUUCCCGGAGCUGCACAACGGGAUAUGGUACUUUUGGGCGUGUGCUGUGCCGACGGCGCUGGCAACCAUUGUCAUUCUCAUGCGGGACAUGAUAUACGCCUGGUUUGUGCGGCUGGUGCAGCGCAAGCAGAUCGUCUCGCUUCGCAAGAGGAAGAGGAGGUCGCGGAGGGUCUGA